AUGUCGGUCGUGGAAAAUGCUGAUGUGAAAGUGGACUCUUCUGGUGAGAAUCUACACAAAAGCAUUGUUUCACCACCUCAAACGAAGCCGCCAUGUCCUGAUGAUCAUAACUCCAAAUCCAAUUCCUCUGUUAAGACAUCCCAAACCAGUGAAGUGGAUCUCAAGAUUGAGAUAAGUCAUUUGGAUGAGAAGUUUUCUAAGUUAAAUCCGAUGGCUAUGGAAUUUGUGCCUCCUUCACUGGCUUAUCCCUCUGGAUUAUGGUUUACUAACAAUUUCGCAGUGCAAGCUCUUUAUCCUGCUCAUGGGGUAACUGAGGAGCAGCUUGCUGGUCUCUUUCUUUCUUGUGGCCAGGUUGUUGAUUGCCGUAUAUGCGGUGACCAGAAAUCUAUUCUCCGUUUCGCCUUUAUUGAGUUCACUCAUGAAGAGGGAGCUAUGUCUGCUUUAAGGUUAUCGGGUACUGCUUUUGGUUCUCAUCCUAUUAAGGUUCUUCUUUCCAAAACAGCUAUUGCUCCUGUUAACCCGAAUUUCCUUCCAACGUCUGAGGAUGAGCGCGAGAAGUGUGUAAAGACUGUUUACUGUACGAACAUUGACAAGAAGGUCACUCAGAUGGAGUUGGAAAAUUUCUUUAAAUCCGUUUGUGGGGAGGUUCAACAUCUGAGGCUACUUGGAGACGAUCACCACCGAACCCGCAUUGCUUUUGUUGAAUUUACGCUGGUGAUUCUCUUUGCCUAUUUCCCGUAUAUGAAUUUUCAUUAUAGUGUUUGUUCCUGGUUAUGA
Molecule: messenger RNA, 777 nt
Organism: Microthlaspi erraticum
Lineage: Eukaryota; Viridiplantae; Streptophyta; Magnoliopsida; Brassicales; Brassicaceae
Source: the annotation of a GenBank genome assembly